AUGGCCGGCGGGGCCAUGGCGGGUGGGGAGGAUUCGCUUCGCGCUCUGCUCCGCGCCGCCAACGCGCUCCUGCAGCAGCGCCGCUACCACGCCGCGCUCGCCGUCAUCAAAGGCUUCCGAAACGGCGCCGUUUAUGGAGCCAAAAUCCGUGCCCCACACGCCCUGGUGAUGACUUUCCUGUUCAAGAGUGGAAGUUUCAGGGAGAAGCUGAAGUCCAUUGCCCAGGCCACGUACGCCCACUCCCGGAACCUGGCUUAUUUUGUGUUCACCUACAAGGGACUCCUGGCAGCCCAGUCCCGGCUGCAGGGGAAAAAAAUCCCAUUCCAUUCCUUCCUUGCAGCCUGCAUUGGGGGCUGGCUGGUGUUUGGUGACAACAACCCUAUCAACAGCCAGAUCAUCAUGUACCUGCUGUCCCGCAUCCUGUUCGGGCUGUCCCGGCUGGCUGUGCAGAAGGGCUACAUCCCCCAGCCCAGGCAGGAUCCCUUCCCUCUGCUGGCUGCCCUGGUGUGGGGGACAGUCCUGUGGCUCUUUGAGUACCACAGGGACACUCUGCAGCCCUCCCUGCAGUCCUCCAUGACCUACCUGUACGAGGACAGCGAGGUGUGGCACGACGUGUCUGACUUCCUCAUCUACAACAAAAGGACAGACAGCAAGUAGGUGCUUCCCUCUAAACCACCUUGGAAUGGGAUGGGACCUCCCAGCAGCUGGGGGAAAACGUUAUUCUGUUGCUUUUGGCCUGUGAAUUUUUAAAAUUAACAUCCAUCAAGCAGAGUUGGCUCUUGUCUGCAGGCCAGAAUGUUCUGAUCAGUUUUUUGGCUCUUUUUAGAGCAAGCUCAACCCCCACAGAAACUUGUUGCAGUCUGGUUUUAAGAGGCCUUAUUUUCCCUACAAGUGUGGCCUUGGGGUUUGUUCUUUAAAAACUAAGUAUAUUUAUAAAAUGACAGCCUGACACUAAGUGGAGAGUAUGAAACCAUGUUCUAGGGCUCAUCUGAAUGUGUACAAGUGUUUUUUUCUGUGCUGUUGUGCUCACUGUGGUGUGAUUGAGGGUGAAGGGAGUGGGGGACUUGCUGAGCUCUGAGAGCAGGGCCAUCAUUUCUUCAUUGCUGUGGAUGGCUGGGAAUCCUGUUUAAACUAUUAUAAGGACAGUUAUGUGCUCCUUGAGAGAGUUCCUCUGCAGUUUUCCCUCAGGGAGACAAUAAAAUGUGUGAGAAUUGAACUGUUAGGAUUGUCUUGUACCAGCCUGGUAAAUCAGGCUUGCAAAGACUAUUUUUGCUUGGUUCCUUUCCUGCACUUGGGCUGAAUCUGUGCCCCUAUAAGUGCACUAAUGAAUACCCUGUAAUUAUUUUAAACUUGUUUGUAAAGCUUUUAAAAGCUGCUUGAACUAAAUACCAAAAACAGUUACACAACUUGGGCUCCUCUAUGACCAGGCCUCAGAUCUCAUGCUGGGGAUUUUGUGUGUCUAAGGGGGCAUUUCCCAAGCACUUUUAUUUAUUUUAUUUUGGUGGCGCAUGGCAAGGGUUUCUCUGAGGUGCAGAAUCUGCCUUCCACAGCUGUGGAAAGUGUUAGCUGUAACCAGAUUUGAAUCUGAUUUUGUACCUGUAGUUUGUACAGGCUUAAUUGAUUAGUUUAAUUGAUUAAUUUAUUAAUUAUCUUCCUCUCAAAAACACUCUGCUGAGCCCCAGGAUAGGGCAGCACACCCUGGGUUACAGCAGAAGAAAGCUGAGAAAGCACAAAAACAGGUUUCAUUAAUCAAUUAAUAAAUUCAAACUCCUCAUAGUGCAAAGCACUACACAAUUCACUCAAUGAUGUGCAUUGAAAUAAUUCCUGCUUUGAUGGGGUGAUAUUUCCAAGAGAAUCAUGAAAUUCCCUGCUCCCUUUUGGCUCAGUUGGGACUGUUUGGUUCACUUUCCCUGUACCCACCUGCUUUUCCCUGACCUGCCCAUGGCAUUUCAUAAUCCUGCUGAUGCUCUCUUCAUCAUCCUUGGAACUUUUUACCCUCCAGGCUCUGGCAAUUUCUCCAAUGGUACAGCUGGAAUGGUACAUUUAACUUCAGGGAGCUUCUGAUUUUUAAAAAAAUUCUCAAUUUCUUCUUAAGUCAUUUUUCUUUGUCCUCCUAAACUCCUUUAUUACUGUUGCACAUAUUUGCAAAGCUGCUUUGCUUUGUUUUCCCCCUUUUAUUUUUUUGCUUUUC
Molecule: messenger RNA, 2191 nt
Organism: Melozone crissalis (California towhee)
Lineage: Eukaryota; Metazoa; Chordata; Aves; Passeriformes; Passerellidae
Gene: PXMP4
Product: peroxisomal membrane protein 4
Exons: 4
Coding region: 1-657 (218 amino acids)
Cellular component (GO): peroxisomal membrane
Source: RefSeq, a predicted model, not a curated record